Pestalotiopsis fici W106-1 is the source of this 1725-nucleotide messenger RNA. RefSeq lists its product as uncharacterized. The transcript is spliced from 2 exons. Gene Ontology annotation, biological process: poly(A)+ mRNA export from nucleus; regulation of translational initiation; regulation of translational termination. The coding region runs from base 1 to 1725 and encodes 574 amino acids. Gene Ontology annotation, molecular function: translation initiation factor binding; inositol hexakisphosphate binding; phospholipid binding. NCBI's taxonomy places the organism in Eukaryota, Fungi, Ascomycota, Sordariomycetes, Amphisphaeriales, Sporocadaceae. The record is from RefSeq and is a predicted model, not a curated record. Gene Ontology annotation, cellular component: nuclear pore cytoplasmic filaments; nuclear pore; cytoplasm.
AUGGCAGGCACUUCACCUGUUCGCCCGAGCCUCGCAAGCCCAAGUCCGGACAGACACCGCUAUGGAAGCUACCUUUCCGAUGAUAGAAACAACAUCAGCAACCAUCACGAAGCUUUAGCAGCCUCCAAGGAUGAGCAUGAUCGUGUAAGAGAUCAUGCCAUUCAGGCCCUGGAGAAGCAUGCGUUCCAGCUCGAGCAGCUGCGCAUACAUGACGAGGAGACGCGAGUCCUUGAGAAGCAAAAGCGAGAACAGGUCCGCUUGGAGCAAGAGAGGAGGUUAAGAGAGGAAGAAAAGAAGCUCCGAGAGCUCGAGGCGCAACAUAUUCCCAAAUUGCCCCCGAAACCGCCUGCAGAGACUGCACCUCCAGCAGCACAAGCAAAGGACGUCAGCACAAAUGGAAUCAAACCAGCCGCCCCAUCAAUUGCGCCAAAAGGAGCUUCCUCGGAAAACGCCUCCGCAACCUCAAAGUCACCGUUUACUAUUGCGCCUCCGACCGAAAAGACUAAUGGCACAGUCGCGUCAAACGCAAAACCCGCCCCUACCCCCUCAGCACAAGAAGCGGCCCCUGCAGCUAUAAAACAGGACGAGACUGCUACGAAGCCGAAUCCGUUUGCGACGAUACAGAGUUCAUCCGCUGCUCCGAGUCCCAGCCCUUUCGCAGCGGCUGGCAAAUCAGCCACACCUGUACCGACUCUUUUCGGCAAACCGACAGGCGCGCCAGCUAUCAAUGGACUCAACACGGCCACCACAACCGCUCCUGUGCCGGUAGCUGUGCAGUCCCCAGACCGAUAUGUACAAAUCCACCAGAGUCUAAAGAAAUUGCGUGCUUCUAUCAAACAGCAAAUGACAACCAACGUGGAGCUUAAGAAGAACGCUGGAAACAUGAGGCGAGAGAUUCGUAAAUGUAUCGGUCAAUUAACUGGCGAGAAAGGAGCCAAUAGGCAACAGCUGGAGAAGAUUCGGGCAGUGUUGACUGCAGCGGUACGUGGAUCACCUCCAAGUGCUCUGGUCGAUCCAUCCGAGUACGUUCGCGAUCAAAGACAACCAGACCAAGAAGCGCUUCAUAAUGGAGAACUUCCAUCACUCUUUCUCUAUCUCUUGAACUGCCUUGCAAAGGAUAUGAUUAAGCAGUUUGAUGGUGAAUGUGGCCCAAUGCCGCAUAAAGCCGACCCAAUCGGAGUGAUUGCGGCGCAGAUCUUUUCCACGAAGGAAUUCCAGUGGCGUGGUAUAUCUCUGGUCGAUAUCAUGAUGGCCAAAUUCCGGGUAGCAUGCCCAGUUCUCUUUGGAAUCCGAGGCAACGAAAAGAUGGAACAAGGUAGACUGCGCCUUGGAUGGCGGAAACCAGAUGGACAUUGGAUGCCCGACCAACAGCACUAUGAGCGCAUGUCCGGUCUUGGUGUGGGCUAUGCUUCCAUUGCCCUGCGAGACUUCUCAAAGGUCAAGACGAGGAACCCCUACCCACCAGCCAACUACUGGACAAGCAUGGCCAAGAUCGUCAAUAGUCCAUCCAACGAGAUCUCGGACACACAAUGUGUGGUCCUGAGAGCCAUGAUCCACUUGUACGAAGAGAAGUUCAUCAACCUAUACGGAAAUCAAGCAAUAGCAGCUCUGCGCAAAGCAUUGGUGGAAUUCCCCGCCAAGGCGCCCAACAAGACACCAGCUGUGCAUGGGCUCACAGUUCUGGCAAGUCUAUAUGAAAAGGAUCUCGGACUUGAUCUUCGGUGA